CGAGGAUUAGUUCACUUGGUUGGCCAGUGCCUCUUAUCUUGAUCUCCCGUGUCAGAUCACGCCGUCGUCCGAGUCCCCGCACCAUUCAUAACUCCGUAUAGCCCUAACUUCUAUACUCUCAACCAUCCACCAAAAUAAGGACACCGACAGAUAAAACAAUGACAACCUCAUCACUCACCACCCUCCACCGCGCCGCUAACCUCCAAAUCCUCCAUAUCAAAUCCAACCCUUCCACAAGCUACGAAAGAACAAAUCUCAAAUCCGAAAGCCCCGCAAUCCCCUCCCGUUCCCUCUUUGAAUCGCUCUCAAAUCCCACCUCAAGUCCAACCUCCCUCCCUACUAUCAGCGAAUGUGCCGUGCAUCUAGAGCUUCUGCAAGUUUUCAACUCCCUCAAACUACGCGUACUAGCCUGUAACGAGCUCGACGACACCUUCGGAAUCAAGCCGGACAAACGCACCGUGUAUCGCAGACGAUGGUCGAACGUACAGAGACGACAUGUAAUUGUUCCGCAUAAGCUGCGCGAUCUGGGGUUCGCAAGACGGCGGUUGGAGAAAUGGCCGCAUUAUUUGGGUCUGGCGGUGACGCGGUUCAAAGUGUGGGUGAAGAUGGUCGAGGAUGGGGUGUUGGAGUCGUGUGAUGGGGAAUUGAUGAUUCUGCCUCCAUUAGAUGUGCUCAUGGUCUGGCAUGCUUUUCUGUUGAAUCCGAGCGACUUCGAUGCUUACUGCGACAAGGACAAAUUGGAUCUUGUUCGAAAAAUGCAUUUUCCAUGGAAAUUAAUUCACGCAUCUAUCGACCCCCACGAGUGGAAAUACCACCUCCCAGAGCACCACACAGCCAAACUCCAAUCCACCAACCUCGAACCCGACCUCCUCGAAACACUCAUCCAAACCGCCAAGUCAAACACCGAAGUGUCCUCCCUCCUCUCCCGCUUCAGCUGCACAAAACGCGGCAUUCUCGAGACUUUCAACAUCAUCAGAAAAUAUAACAAGGAUAAACCACCCCUUCCACGACCCCAAUCCUUCCUUGAGAAUAUCCACUCCAGCUUCCUGCAGUCUCAGACGCAGGAAAAUAAAUCCCUGAUCGACCAGAUCCAGCGCCAGGUGUCGUUCGUCGAGAAGAUGGACGCGCAGCUGUGGAUCCGGAGUCCGGCGGUGAAGGGGACUCUGGGUCGGGGUAUUGAGCGAUAUGAGAAGUUCUUGCAGCUUUUAAAGCUGUAUCCGAAGAAGAGCCUCGUACCGACGCUGGAUGUUGAUCUGGUCUGGCAUACGCAUCAGUGUAGUGCGGGACGGUAUCGGGAGGCGAUGCUAGAGAGGGUCGGGCGAUUUGUGAAUCAUGAUGAUCGGGUGGGGAAGGGUGUUGUGAGGAAUGGGAUGCAGUAUACGGCAGAGGUGUUUGGUUUGAGGUUUGGGCAGAAGUAUGAGGUUUGUUUGUGUUGGGAUUGCGAGGCCAUUGUGGAUGCGGUGGAGGGGAUGCAGGCGGAUGAAAACGAGGGGGAUGUUCAUGAGUUUGUGAAGAAUGUUGCGGAGAAGGUGUUGUUUCAUCGGGAGGUGGAGGUAGCAAGGAGAAUGGGGAAGAUGGUCCCUGUUCGGAGAUUAUCGUUUUAAUGGGAUAUGGUUUGUAUUUAGUAGGCAUUUAGGGCUACAGCUGGUCAACGCUGCAGUACAUAAACACUUGAGUUACGC
Aspergillus steynii IBT 23096 is the source of this 1682-nucleotide messenger RNA. RefSeq lists its product as uncharacterized. The record is from RefSeq and is a predicted model, not a curated record. NCBI's taxonomy places the organism in Eukaryota, Fungi, Ascomycota, Eurotiomycetes, Eurotiales, Aspergillaceae. The coding region runs from base 159 to 1604 and encodes 481 amino acids. The transcript has 3 exons.